This is a messenger RNA of Hibiscus syriacus, 1317 nucleotides long. RefSeq names its product TBC1 domain family member 15-like. Gene Ontology annotation, molecular function: GTPase activator activity. The transcript is spliced from 10 exons. NCBI's taxonomy places the organism in Eukaryota, Viridiplantae, Streptophyta, Magnoliopsida, Malvales, Malvaceae. The coding region runs from base 37 to 1317 and encodes 426 amino acids. Gene Ontology annotation, biological process: activation of GTPase activity. The record is from RefSeq and is a predicted model, not a curated record.
CCAUCUUUUAAGCCUUUAAUUGGGAGGCAAUAGCAAAUGGCAAAGAUAUUUGGUAAAAAAGCUGGAACAGAAGAGUUGGAGACCUUCUAUCCUAUAAGACCAGAAUGUGUUGCUGAUAUGCCAAAGACCCGUUUUAAGCCCAGGGCAGGGAAAACUCUCAGUGGAAGAAGAUGGCAUGCUGCAUUCUCUGAAGAGGGUCGCCUGGAUAUGGCAAAAGUUCUUAGACGGAUACAAAGAGGGGGUAUUCACCCUUCAAUCAAAGGGUUAGUCUGGGAGUUCCUGCUAGGUUGCUAUGAUCCUAACAGUACCUUUGAGGAUCGCAAUGAGCUUCGACAGCAAAGGAGGGAGAGGUAUGCCAUGUGGAAAACUGAAUGCCAGAAUAUGGUAUCUGUCAUUGGUACCGGAGAUUUCAUUUCAACACCAAUUAUCACUGAUGAUGGCCAGCCAAUAGAAGCUGAAGGUUGCAACGUGAUAAGUUCUGUUUCAGACAAGAAAGUGGCUCAGUGGAUGCUUUCAUUGCAUCAAAUUGGCUUGGAUGUUGUUCGAACUGACCGAGCACUUGUCUUUUAUGAGGAAAAAGCUAAUCAGGCAAAACUUUGGGAUGUUCUUGCUAUAUACUCAUGGUUAGAUGAUGAUGUUGGUUAUGUUCAAGGAAUGAACGACAUAUGCUCUCCAAUGGUAAUCCUUCUUGAAAAUGAAGCAGACACGUUUUGGUGUUUUGAGCGUGCAAUGCGAAGACUGAGGGAAAAUUUUAGGUGUAGUUCAACUUCAAUAGGUGUGCAAUCACAGCUUGGUACACUUUCACAAGUAAUUAAAACUGUUGACCCUCAGCUUCAUAAACACCUUGAGGAGCUAGAUGGUGGGGAGUAUUUGUUUGCAUUCCGCAUGCUGAUGGUACUUUUCCGGAGAGAGUUCUCCUUCGUCGAUUCAUUGUAUCUUUGGGAGGUAAUGUGGGCAAUGGAGUACAACCCGAAUAUCUUCUGGUCGUAUGAGCAGACCGAUGGAGAUCAAGAUAACGACUCCGGACGAUUAAAUCAAAAGAUGCUAAAGCAGUGCGGGAAAUUCCAGAGGAAAAACAUGGAGAAGGGUCACGGGGAUCAAAACAACGCACUUGCUGUUUUCCUUGUUGCAGGUGUGCUUGAGACCAAGCAUAAGCAGAUUCUAAAAGAGGCUAAGGGUUUGGAUGACGUUGUCUCGAUAUUGGGUGAUGUUACUGGAAACUUGGAUGCCAAGAAAGCUUGUAAAGAGGCAUUAAAGUUACAAGAAAAGUACUUGAAAAAGGUAGGCUUUAUUUAUAUGUAUGAAGUAGUUAGCUAA